Messenger RNA from Balearica regulorum gibbericeps (East African grey crowned-crane), 2451 nucleotides. The record is from RefSeq and is a predicted model, not a curated record. NCBI's taxonomy places the organism in Eukaryota, Metazoa, Chordata, Aves, Gruiformes, Gruidae.
AUGCCGCGGCUUUUGCUGGAGCUCACGGGCAGCCCCGCGGCGGGAGAGGAGGGAGCGGCGGGCGGGGAGGACGGUUCCAAUGCAGGCAGAUGCCAGACAACUCCAGACGCACACACACAUAGGCGCACACACGCUCACAAAUCUCCGGACAGAGAUAAGGCGGACAGCGGAGCGUUUGGAAGGAGGCAAAGCCAUCCCCCACAAACCAACCAGCAAUCCUCCGCGACAAACCCACCGGCAAACCCUCCCGGCAGCAAAAUGAGGUACCCCCUGACCUGGUCCUUUUGUGCCUUGCUGCUCUGUGCGGCAGAUGCCAUCGAGCUGACGGACAUGUUUGGGGAGAUCCACUCUCCCAAUUUCCCUGAUUCCUACCCCAGUGACUCAGAAGUGACAUGGAACAUCUCUGUGCCCGACGGAUUUAAAAUCAAGCUGUAUUUCAUGCAUUUUGACUUGGAGUCAUCCUACCUCUGUGAAUACGACUAUGUGAAGAUUGAAGCUGAGGACCAGGAGCUGGCAACCUUUUGCGGCAGGGAGACGACAGACACAGAGCAGGCUCCCGGCCAGCAAGUAAUCCUGUCCCCGGGGCCCUACAUGGGGCUUACGUUCAGGUCUGACUUCUCCAACGAGGAACGCUUCACUGGUUUCGACGCCCAUUACACCGCCGUGGAUGUGGAUGAGUGCCUGGAGAAAAGCGACGAGGAGCUGGCAUGUGACCACUACUGCCACAACUACAUCGGCGGGUACUACUGCUCCUGCAGGUUUGGCUACAUCCUCCACUCCGACAACAGGACCUGCAAAGUGGAGUGCAGCGACAACCUCUACACCCAGAGGAGCGGGGUGGUGGCCAGCGCCGACUUCCCCAGCCCUUAUCCCAAGAGCUCGGAUUGCCUGUACCGCAUCGAACUGGAGGAGGGCUUCUUCAUCACACUGAGCUUUGAGGACAGCUUCGACGUGGAGGACCACCCCGAGGUGACCUGUCCUUAUGACUACAUCAAGAUCAAAGCUGGCCAUAGGGAGUUUGGCCCCUUCUGUGGAGAGAAGUCCCCGGGACGCAUUGAAACCCAGACCAACAGCGUGCAGAUCCUCUUCCAUAGUGACAACUCAGGAGAGAACAGGGGCUGGAAGCUGUCGUACACAGCAAUUGGAAAUCCAUGCCCACUGGUGCAACCACCAAUCAAUGGGAAAAUUGAGCCUUCCCAAGCCAAGUACACUUUCAAAGACCAAGUUGUCAUCAGCUGCAACACUGGAUACAAAGUACUGAAGGAUAACCUGGAAAGCGACUCCUUCCAGAUUGAAUGUCUAAAGGACGGGACCUGGAGUAACAAGAUCCCUAUCUGCAAAAUUGCUGACUGCAAAGCGCCGCCAGAGCUGGAGCACGGCUUUGUCACCUUUUCCUCCAUGAACAACCUCACCACCUACCGAGCAGCCAUCCAGUACCACUGCCAGCACCCCUACUACCACAUGGCCCCCAACAGCACUGCCACCUACACGUGCGACGCAUCAGGGGUAUGGAGGAGCGAGGAGCUGGGGACCAAGCUGCCGUCCUGCCGACCAGUGUGCGGCCGGCCAGUUCGUCCUCUGCCUGGAAUCAUCAAGCGCAUCAUUGGCGGGCGAAAUGCAGAGCCUGGCUUCUUCCCCUGGCAGGCCCUGAUUGUGGUGGAGGACAUGUCCCGGGUGCCCAAUGACAAAUGGUUUGGCAGCGGAGCCCUGCUCUCAGACUCCUGGGUGCUGACAGCUGCCCACGUGCUCCGCUCCCAACGUCGAGACAAGACUGUCAUCCCCGUCUCCAAGGAGCAUGUCACUGUCUACUUGGCCCUUCAUGAUGUGAGGAACAAGAUGGAGGCCGUCAACCGGACAGUGGAGAGGAUCAUCCUCCACGAGGAGUUUGACAUCCAGAACUACAACCACGACAUCGCUCUGGUCAAGCUGAAGGACAAGGUGACCAUGGGGAAAUACGUCAUGCCUGUCUGCCUGCCCCAGUUUGAGCAUGAGCUGGAGGGGCCUCACCCCAACACGCUGGGGCUGGUGGCUGGUUGGGGUAUCUCCAACCCCAACAUCACAGUGGAUGAGAUCAUCAGCUCGGGCAUGAGGACGCUGUCUGACAUCCUGCAGUACGUCAAACUGCCGGUGGUGCUACACGCAGAGUGCAAGACCAGCUAUGAGUCACGGUCGGGGAACUACAGUGUGACUGAAAACAUGUUCUGCGCUGGCUACUACGAAGGUGGGAAGGACACUUGUUUGGGAGAUAGCGGGGGAGCCUUUGUCAUCCAGGACCCGGGAACCCAGAGGUGGGUGGCCCAAGGGCUGGUCUCAUGGGGUGGCCCGGAGGAGUGUGGCAGCAAGCAGGUGUACGGUGUGUACACCAAAGUCUCUAACUAUGUGGACUGGGUGGAGAAGAAAACAGGCUCCUCAGAGAGGUGGACAUUUCUGGACCCAGACUUGGAGAGAUGA